Taeniopygia guttata (zebra finch) is the source of this 9298-nucleotide messenger RNA. NCBI's taxonomy places the organism in Eukaryota, Metazoa, Chordata, Aves, Passeriformes, Estrildidae. The record is from RefSeq and is a predicted model, not a curated record.
GGGGAGCGGAGCUGGUGCCGCGGGAGCGGUGGUGGAGCGGCCGGAGAACAGCUGGGGAGGGGUCGGGGGGCGCUCCAGCAUUGGCGAGGGGAGAGCGGAGCCUGAGGGGAGCGGCUAGCGCGGGGGAAGGGCGAGGCUGCGGGGCCGGGCGGCGUGUGCCGGUCCUGCCGCUCUCUGGCGUCGUAGUUCAGUGGAAAAGGGAAGGGAUAGAAAAGGGAACUGAUUUAAAAUAGCCUCCGAUCCCUCCGGGGGCCGGUUCCCUGUCGGUGCCAUUGCGGAGGGGCAGCGGGGCUCUGGUGCAGCCGCAGCCCGGGGGGCUUGGCUGCGAGAGGGGCGGGGGUCGCUGUCCUCGCUGCUCCCCUCGCCUGGGCUUGCGGCUUUUUUUGUGGGGAAGAGGCAGGAUGAGCUUUCGGAGUUUCGCUGGAAUUUCUCCUUCCUUUCUGAGACGCUGCCGCUGUUGAAGCAGAUUUUUCCUUCCUUUCUUUUCUUUUUUUUUUUUUUCUUUUUUUUUUUUUUUUUUUGUCUGAUGCAGAAUCCCAGUAGCUAGGCAGCCUCCCUCUUUUCUUUCCUUCCUUCCUUCCACCUCUUCGCUGUGUAGGAAGGGAGAGGCAUCAAUGGAAAGGCUGAAAUACGCGUAGAUGGACUUUCGAAUGCAUUUUUUCUUGAAAGAGGAAGAUAAAUCCCUCUUGCCAGUGCACUGACUUUUGUUGGUGUUGCAUCGCUUGGUAAAAAUGGGGUUUGCUCACUCCAGCUGAAUCCUUGGAGCAUUCCAGAGAACUGCUGCAGUGAAGGACUUAUCUUUAUUUUUUCCAUCAGAGGAGCUGCAUUGAUGUUAACCAUUUUUUUGUAAAAUGGAGAACGAGAUCUUCACACCCCUUCUGGAGCAGUUCAUGUCGAGCCCUCUUGUCACCUGGGUGAAGACAUUUGGACCGCUGGCUGGAGGAAAUGGGACCAACUUGGAGGAAUAUGUGGCGCUGGUGGAUGGAGUGUAUCUGAACGAAGUCAUGAUGCAAAUCAAUCCAAAGUCUACUAAUCAGAGGAUAAACAAAAAAGUAAACAAUGAUGCAUCAUUAAGGAUUCAAAAUUUGUCUAUCUUGGUGAAACAAAUAAAAACUUACUAUCAGGAGACUUUGCAGCAGUUGAUCAUGAUGUCUUUGCCAAAUGUGCUAAUAAUUGGCAAAAAUCCUUUUUCUGAGCCAGGUACUGAAGAAGUAAAAAAGCUCCUCCUGCUUUUGCUUGGUUGUGCAGUUCAGUGUCAGAAAAAAGAAGAAUUUAUUGAAAGAAUCCAAAGUCUGGAUUUUGAUACCAGAGCAGCUGUUGCAGCCCAUAUUCAGGAGGUAACUCAUAAUCAGGAAAAUGUGUUUGACCUGCAGUGGAUGGAUGUCAUUGUGCUGACACAAGAAUAUGUUGAGCCUCUCCUGAAAAAUAUGGCACUGCAUUUAAAAAGACUUAUAGAUGAAAGAGAUGAGCACUCAGAGACCAUCAUCGAGCUGUCGGAGGAGCGGGACUGUCUCCGUUUCCUGCCGCACGCCUCGGCUGCACAGUCCCCGUGCGGUUCUCCCGGCAUGAAGCGCACCGAGAGCCGGCAGCACCUCAGCGUGGAGCUCGCCGACGCCAAGGCCAAGAUCAGGAGGCUGAGGCAGGAGCUUGAGGAAAAGACUGAGCAGCUGCUUGACUGUAAACAAGAACUAGAACAGAUGGAAGCUGAACUGAAGAGACUUCAGCAAGAGAACAUGAACCUGCUGUCGGAUGCCCGCUCUGCCAGGGUGUACCGGGAUGAGCUGGAUGCGCUGCGGGAGAAGGCAAUCCGCGUGGACAAGCUGGAGAGCGAAGUCAGCCGCUACAAAGAGAGGCUCCAUGACAUUGAGUUCUACAAAGCCAGGGUGGAGGAGUUAAAGGAAGACAAUCAAGUGUUGCUAGAAACCAAGACAAUGUUGGAAGAUCAAUUAGAGGGGACCCGAGCGCGUUCGGAUAAACUGCACGAGUUAGAAAAAGAGAAUUUACAACUAAAAGCUAAAUUGCAUGAUAUGGAGAUGGAGCGUGAUAUGGACAGAAAGAAGAUUGAGGAGCUCAUGGAGGAAAAUAUGACCCUAGAAAUGGCUCAGAAACAAAGUAUGGAUGAGUCUUUGCAUCUUGGCUGGGAGCUGGAGCAGAUAAACAGGACUACUGAACUUUCUGAAGUGCCACAAAAAUCACUGGGCCAUGAGGUGAAUGAGCUGACAUCCAGCAGGUUACUCAAGCUGGAAAUGGAAAACCAAAGUUUACUGAAGACCGUGGAAGAGCUGCAAAGUGCAGUGGGCUCUGUGGAAGGCAGCAGUUCAAGGAUUCUGAAAAUGGAAAAAGAAAACCAAAGACUUAGCAAGAAGCUUGAAGAACUGGAGAAUGAAAUUAGCCAAGAGAAACAAAGUCUUCAGAACAGUCAAAAUCAGAGUAAAGAUUUGAUGAAAGAAAAAGCACAGCUUGAAAAGACACUUGAAGCACUUCGAGAGAACUCCGAGCGGCAAAUUAAACUCUUAGAACAAGAAAAUGAGCACUUGAAUCAAACUGUGGCUUCUCUAAGGCAGCGCUCAGAAAUCAGUGCUGAGGCAAGAAUGAAAGAAAUUGAGAAGGAAAAUAAAAUCCUCCAUGAGUCUAUCAAAGAGACCAGCAGUAAGUUAAAUAAGCUUGAAUUUGAAAAAAAACAAGUCAGGAAAGAGCUGGAACACUACAAAGAGAAAGGGGAGAGAGCAGAAGAAUUAGAGAACGAACUGCAUCGUACGGAGAAGGAAAAUGAGUUAUUACAGAAGAAAAUCACCAACCUAAAAAUCACUUGUGAGAAGAUCGAGGCCUUAGAACAAGAGAACUCUGACCUGGAGACGGAGAACAGAAAGCUGAAAAAAACCUUGGAUAGCCUGAAAAACCUCACUUUUCAAUUAGAGUCGUUAGAAAAAGAGAAUUCCCAGCUUGAUGAAGAAAAUUUAGAGCUACGGAGGACAAUUGAAUCCUUAAAGUGUACAAGCAUUAAAGUGGCACAGUUACAGUUAGAAAAUAAGGAGCUGGAGAGUGAAAAGGAGCAGCUCAAAAAAAGCCUUGAACUGAUGAAAGCCUCUUUUAAGAAGACUGAACGCUUGGAAGUGAGUUACCAAGGCCUGGACACAGAAAACCAAAGGCUACAAAAAGCCCUGGAAAACAGCAAUAAGAAGAUUCAGCAAUUAGAGAGCGAAUUACAAGAUUUAGAGACUGAAAAUCAGACCCUGCAAAAGAACUUGGAAGAGUUAAAAAUCUCUAGUAAACGCCUGGAGCAGUUGGAAAAGGAGAAUAAGUUGUUAGAACAAGAGACUUCACAACUGGAAAAGGAUAAGAAACAGCUGGAAAAGGAAAAUAAAAGGCUUCGACAGCAAGCAGAAAUUAAAGAUAGUACCUUAGAAGAAAAUAAUGUCAAAAUCAGUAAUCUGGAAAGGGAAAAUAAAUCUCUGUUUAAAGAAAUAGUUGUAUACAAAGAGUCGUGUCUGCGCGUGAAAGAACUGGAAAAGGAAAACAAGGAACUGGUGAAAAGAGCUACCAUUGAUAAGAAAACCCUGGUCACUUUGAGAGAGGACUUGGUGAAUGAGAAAUUGAAGACUCAACAGAUGAACAAUGAUCUAGAAAAACUGGCCCAUGAGCUUGAGAAAAUUGGCUUGAACAAGGAGCGUCUCCUGCACGAUGAGCAGAGCAGUGAUGACAGUAGGUACAAGCUUUUGGAGUCCAAAUUAGAAUCCACACUCAAGAAGUCUCUGGAAAUAAAAGAAGAAAAAAUUGCUGCUUUGGAGGCUCGUUUGGAAGAAUCAACAAAUCUAAACCAGCAGCUACGUCAGGAACUGAAAACAGUGAAGAAGAACUAUGAAGCUCUCAAGCAAAGACAAGAAGAGGAAAGAAUGGUUCAGAAUUCUCCUCCAAGAAGUGGAGAAGGAAAUCAGUCUGUCAAUAAGUGGGAGAAAGAAAAUCAGGAGACUACUAGAGAAUUACUGAAAGUUAAAGAUAGAUUAAUCGAGGUGGAGAGGAAUAAUGCAACGCUGCAGGCGGAGAAGCAGGCGCUGAAAACACAGCUCAAGCAGCUCGAGACACAGAACAACAACCUGCAGGCCCAGAUCCUGGCCCUGCAGAGACAGACUGUGUCCCUGCAAGAGCAAAACACUACUCUGCAAACUCAGAAUGCCAAACUGCAGGUUGAGAAUUCCACGCUGAACUCGCAGAGCACGUCCCUGAUGAACCAGAACGCACAGCUGCUGAUCCAGCAGUCGUCCCUGGAGAACGAGAACGAGGCCGUGCUGAAAGAGCGCGAGGACCUGAAGGGGCUCUACGAGGCCCUGCUCAAGGACCACGAGCGCCUGGAGCUGCUGCACGAGCGCCAGGCCACCGAGUACGAGUCCCUCAUUGCCAAGCACGGCAGCCUCAAGUCUGCUCACAAGAACCUGGAGGUGGAGCACAAGGACUUGGAGGAUAGGUACAAUCAGUUGCUGAAACAGAAAGUGCAGCUGGAAGAACUGGAGAAGGUUCUCAAGACAGAGCAGGACAAAAUGCUUCAGCAAAGUGAGAAGCAUGAAACUGUGGCAGCAGAAUAUAAAAGACUUCGGGAUGAAAAUGAAAGGCUCACUCACACAUACAAUCAGCUCCUGAGGGAGAAUGAAGUGCUACAAACUGACCACAAGAAUCUGAAAACAUUAUUGAACAGUUCCAAACUGGAACAAACACGGUUGGAAGCUGAGUUUUCUAAACUCAAAGAACAGUACCAGCAACUGGAUAUUACAUCAACAAAGCUAAAUAAUCAGUGUGAGCUGCUCAGCCAACUUAAAGGAAACCUGGAGGAGGAAAACAGACACCUGCUGGAUCAAAUCCAGACCUUAAUGCUUCAGAACAGAACUUUACUGGAGCAGAAUAUGGAAAGCAAGGAUCUCUUCCAUGUAGAGCAAAGGCAGUACAUUGACAAACUGAAUGAAUUGAGGCGGCAGAAGGAGAAACUGGAAGAGAAGAUAAUGGAUCAGUAUAAGUUUUAUGAGCCAUCUCCACCAAGAAGAAGGGGCAACUGGAUCACCCUGAAGAUGAGGAAGCUGAUCAAGUCCAAGAAGGACGGGAACCGCGAGCGCCUCAAGUCGGCAACGCUGACACCCACGCGCUCCGAGUCCAGCGAGGGAUUCCUGCAGCUGCCCCACCAGGACAGCCAGGACAGCUCCUCUGUGGGCUCCAACUCCCUGGAGGACGGGCAGACCCUGGGCACCAAAAAGAGUAGUAUGGGUGCACUGAAAAGACUGCCCUUUUUGAGGAACAGACCGAAGGAAAAAGACAAAAUGAAGGCCUUCUACCGUCGCUCCAUGUCCAUGAAUGACCUGGUGCAGUCCAUGGUCCUGGCAGGAGGACAAUGGACAGGUAGUUCUGAGCAUCUGGAGGGUCCUGAUGAUAUAUCCACGGGUAAAAGGAGGAAGGAAUUGGGAGCUAUGGCCUUCUCUACUACAGCUAUCAACUUUGCCACUGUCAACUCCUCCACAGGCUUCAGAUCCAAGCAGUUGCUAAAUAAUAAAGAUACCACAUCCUUUGAAGAUGUAAGUCCACAAGGUAUUAGUGAUGAUUCUAGUACAGGAUCAAGAGUUCAUGGAGUACAGGACUUUAUCUGUGCAGAUGCUCUUGCUCCUCCUGUCCGUGGCAUUCCAGCCCUGUGCAGGGUUCCCUGUCAGAUCUGUUUGCCAUUUUCCAAAGUGUCCUCUUGGACCGCCUGGAAAUUCCUUCGCUUUCUGAUCUCUUCCAGACCAGCCAGCCUUGAUAGUGGCAGGACAUCCACUAGCAAUAGCAAUAACAAUGCUUCACUCCAUGAAGUCAAAGUAGGUGCAGUGAACAGCCAGAGCAGGCCCCAGAGCCACAGCAGCGGGGAGUUCAGCCUGCUCCACGAGCACGAGGCCUGGUCCAGCAGCAGCAGCAGCCCCAUCCAGUACCUGAAGGGGCACACCAGGUCCAGCCCUGUGCUCCAGCACAGGACGCCCGAGAUGCCGGAGAGUCGUGGCAAACAGACCAAAACAGGCUCCCCUGGCAGUGAAGUUGUCACCCUGCAGCAGUUCCUGGAAGAAAGCAACAAGAGUAACUCCAGUGAGAUGAAAUCUGCGAGUGAGGAGAACCUUUUAGAUGAAGUGAUGAGAAGUUUGUCUGAGUCUGCGGAGCUGGCAGGGAGGGAGAAGCUCCGAAAGGAGCCGGCAGCUGCCUGUGGGAUCGUGAGAUCCCUGAGUGUCAGAAACACAGUUGAUUUCUCAGACGGACGAUCCCUUAAACCAGAACAGCUCGUAAGGCCCAGCCUCCGGAAGACUGAAGAUCUCUACUUUAGUAGCUCUCCAAUCAAAUUCACCCCUGGCACCCAGGGGAAGGCCCGGUCCGUGAAAGAAAAGAUCCAAGCAACUGUGACCCAGCGACAAUCCAGGGACUGCAACCCCUACGCCACCUUACCUCGUGCCAGCAGCGUGAUUUCCACGGCAGAGGGAACCACCCGGAGGACAAGCAUCCAUGAUUUUUUGUCUAAGGACAGUAGGCCGCCCGUGUCCGUGGAUGCAGCCCCGGCCCCGACUGACAGGAGUGCUCCGCCCACCUCCAAUGUGGAAGCUAUCCCAGAAAGCAGAAAUUCAAAAAGCAGGUCUAGGGAGCAACAAAGCUCCUAAUUCUAUUACCCACUACCUGAGCUGUGGGCCAAGUGAGAGAAAAGUGUCCUUCAGUAUCUCAGUGUGAAGCCUUUAUAUCUGAAGUAACAAGACAGCGACUGUAGGAAUCAUUAAUAAAACUUAAGGGAAUUUUUUACAUUCUUCGUGACUAGAGCAGGCAAGAAAUAAAAACCUACCUACCUACCUUCCUUCCUUGAAUCAAGGAGCGCUACUGGAGUCUACUGCCGAAAAUGUGUAGAUGGUCUUAGGAAUUAUUGCACAUUGCACUGUUAAGAUCUACUGAAUAAAGGACAGAUCUCAUCUCCCUAAGGACCAAGGAUUCUAAGGUCUCAAGAAUUACUCCAGGGAAAAAAAAAAAAAAAAAAAAAAAAACACAAAAACAAACAAAAAAACCCCAAAACUUCUUUCAUCUUCUGUUUUUGAAAUUAGCCACUGAUUUGCUUAAGCUUCUGCUAAUAAUUAGCCAAAAACCCCCAAACUAGCAGUUUCUAUUUACAUCUGUAAAUCUGAAGGAAAUGCUGUAGAAUUUUGUUGAAAUGGACUGUAUAUACAGAUACAAAAACCUCACAGCUACUGGCACUUCACUGCCUUAUUUGGUUAGCAUAAUCUGCAUGAAAUUGCUCUUAAGAAAGUUUAUGCUGAUUUUUGUUGCAUACUGCAAGAGAAAAAUUUGUUUACAUCCAUGGAAAAUCUUGGUAACUAACAGAAGUGGGAGUCAUGGGAUAAUGGUAUUAUAGACACAUUGUCCUUUGUGUUUUUCACAUUCCCGAGUUACUCUGCAUAUGUAUGUUCAGAUGUUUCUGACAGGAAAUUGUCAGGUAUGGUUUUUCUACAACUUUUAUUUUAAUAUAAGGCUGUUUUCCACAAAUGCCAUUUCCAGGAUAAGACUGUCUUACAAUGUUUGUGUAUUGACUAAUUUUUUUUUUUUUACUGUUUGUCUUUUGACAUGAGCUGAUUGUGGCUUAGGAAGUUUUUUGAUGGCAAAAAGAAAUGUAAAUAAUAUCAUAUGCAUUUUACAAUCAGUUCCCUCUAAGGUUAUCUUUUACUAGAAACAUUUUGUUCAUAUAUUGAUUUAUAUUAAAGUCAACAAACAUUAUUGGUACAUUUGGUGGUUGCAUAUAUUUGUCUGGAAAGAUUUGCAGUGAGCUCAGAGGAAGGCGUCAGGAACUGAGACCCAAAACGAGUUGUUGUAUUUUAUUAAAGCAAAUAAGCACAUUCCUGUUCCUUACGUAAAGGGUUGAGUUCCCUGUGUCACCUCCAAGUGUUCAACAGGCAGGUGCAUCAUAUCACCUGCGGCUUCUGAAGAAGGUGAGCCUCACUGCUGAAGGCAGUUGAACAGAUUCAAAAGCUUGAAAUCUUCUCAAAAAGGGAGAAAAAAAGAGGCAUGUGCCAUAAGCUUUAGAAGGGGACAUUUUCUGUUUGUUUUCUUUAAAAUGAGUUUCUUCCGAACUUUUUUUUUUUGUGAUAAAAUAGGCUAAAAGAUCUAUACUAAGAGCAUAGCGGGUAUGACAGACAAUUCAAACACCCAUAAAGAUUAGGAAAGUCUCUCUUAACUCUGAAUGACAGCGUGUUCAAGCUCAUUUCAGGGCCUGUGCCUGGGUUCUCACUCUGCUGACAGAGGACUGAUGCAGCUCAAGCUCCCCAACCAGAGCAGUUAGUCACAUUACUGUUACAGAAAAAUGCAUGGCUGGAACCAAGCUGCUGAAACUGCAGUGCUAAAUGCUGCCAGGAUCCGAACGGGGUGGCUGUGUCUGGGGACACUGUCACUGUCGCGACUCUUGGCAUGCAGUCCCAUGUGUGGAGCACUGCUGAGCACGUGUAAUUGCUCAGCACACCUGGAUGUGUCCUUUCCAUCACACAGGGAUCCCCUCCCUUCCACUGACCAGCUCAACUCUUCUCAAGCUGUCCUUUUUGCUUUGCAGAGAAGUUUCGUGGCACUCGAGCAGUCAGGUGUCUCUCUGUCCUCUGCCAAUUCCCCUUUUCUUCUUCCUUUCUUAACCUUCCCAGUCUGUGCCCUUAAAGGGAAGUAACAAACCAAAUUUAACCUCGGAGCAGUUUCUCAGUUCCUGCUACUCCCAAUGCCAGGGAUGCACAUGGUAGCUUUGUACCCCAGGAAUCCCAAACCCAGCACUGCCAGGUCUAGGUUACAAAGGAGGUUCUCAUGCCAUACAAUGUGUAUGUUCUAUUUACUUUUCUGGUAGUCUCUGAGGAUUAAGUAACAUUCCCACCACCUAGUAUUAUUAUUUCUAAAUUUUGUCCAGGACAUGAUGCAGCCUAGGAAAGGGAGCUCAUGUGUGAUUUUUAGGGGUAGCUGAUGAUGUAUGUGUAAAUAAUGCUUUGAUAUUAAUAAAACUGCCUUAAAGGAAUGUACUGAGGUGUGAAACAGAACUUAAAAAGCUCUUAUUUAAAACUGUAAUUUCCUUUACAUAUUGAUUUUUUAAUGUUUGCCAUUGUAUACAUUUAUUAAUGAUGUUAUUAAAAUGCCAAACCAAAUAAUUUUUAUUCUUAUUUUGUGUGUGUAUAUUUAUACACACUUUUUUUCUGGAAACUGAUGUUACUGGAAGGGUAUUGGUGUCGUGGUGAUCUGUGCAGUGAGUAUUUCUUCUGGAAGGAAACUGAUAAAACUGUAGCAGAAUUUUUCUGGA